This is a messenger RNA of Branchiostoma belcheri (Belcher's lancelet), 581 nucleotides long. RefSeq lists its product as uncharacterized. NCBI's taxonomy places the organism in Eukaryota, Metazoa, Chordata, Leptocardii, Amphioxiformes, Branchiostomatidae. Bases 39 to 497 code for a protein of 152 amino acids. The record is from RefSeq and is a predicted model, not a curated record. The transcript has 3 exons.
GAUAUGUUCAGGGACUCCUGCCUGGCUAUGCAGACAAAAUGGACAUCGUCAAAGCUACUGUCGACACUUACUUCGAUAGUAAGAGGCGGGGCGAGAUGAGGGAACAAACGGGCAAGACCAACAAGCACCGCAAGCAGUGUGUCCGGAACACAAGGAUAGCUACGAAACUGGACCAUCGCCUGAAAGCCUUAAAGGCGAAGAAAUCAUACAAUAAGCAGCUCAAGCUGAAGCUGCAGCGCAUACUGACGAAGGAGUUCAUGUCAUCAGACGAGUCAGAUACUGAUGACAAUGGAGAGAAAAUCUUUCUGACCAAGGCCAUUCCUUGGCAGUCAGACACAUUGACAAAAUACAAAAGAGAGCUAGACCAAAAGUAUGAAACUGCUAUCCAAAGUGAACAGGCAAAAAGACAGUCAAUAAAGAGGGUACCUGGCCCUCCUUCCACUUCCAAGUCUAAAAAGCCUAUCUUGUCAGAGGAGGAUACAUGGAUUGCUAAAUGAAGAUUCACCAAUAAGAGACUUACUUAUCCCUAGUUAGGAUGUCAUUUGCAUAGUUAAAAAGGAAGUCUGAUUUAUUUUUGAUUC